Molecule: messenger RNA, 1104 nt
Organism: Caenorhabditis remanei
Lineage: Eukaryota; Metazoa; Nematoda; Chromadorea; Rhabditida; Rhabditidae
Exons: 7
Coding region: 1-1104 (367 amino acids)
Biological process (GO): regulation of transcription by RNA polymerase II
Cellular component (GO): nucleus
Molecular function (GO): DNA-binding transcription factor activity; sequence-specific DNA binding; zinc ion binding
Source: RefSeq, a predicted model, not a curated record
AUGUCGUCCUCUCAUUUGAUCAAUGGAUUCGAAGGGGUCUCCACAGCUCCUCAGUACUGUCUGAUUUGUUGUGAGGUGGCGGAUGGGUAUCAUUUUGGAGCGCCGGCGUGUAGAGCCUGCGCCGCGUUUUUCCGUCGAACAGUUCAACUUAACAAGAACCAUGAGUGUCCAAAGAAUAAUCAGUGUUUUAUUUUGUCAAACGUGCGCAACAUGUGUCGAGCGUGCCGAUACGAUAAAUGUAUUGAUGUUGGAAUGAAGAGAUCAGCGGUACAACAGAGACGUGACCAACUUGGGAAGAGAGAUGGAAUUCGGAGUGCUUCCGAGAGUUUUUCGAGUCGUGGAGAACCAGUUUUGGAUACGAUGAAGAGGGCGUACGAGAAGUUGUUGGUUGUCAGGAAGAGUGUGCAUAAUCGGGGGGAGAACCAACCACCUCGACCGAUCUGCUUCAGUGAACUCCAACAAGUCUACCUCAAAGAAAUGACCGUAGUCUACCAGUUUCUUUGUGAGGCAUUUCCGGAGUACUAUGAAUUCUUACCCGACACCAAACGAUCUCUCUUCAAAAACUUCUUCCUGCCAUUCACCCUUCUAGAGAGUUCCUUCAAUGGGCAUUCGACUAACAAACAAGACGUGAUGCUGAUCCCAUCUGGUGACUACAUAGACUUGGAGCAUCUGGAAUCAUAUUUCACAAAUAACCACGACAAGUUCUCCCAGGAAGAAACAAUUUCAAUGUUCGCUCAACAAUUCCAAGUUCUCAGAACAUGCAUAACUCAUCCAUUACAUGCUGAAAAUGUGGAUACCUAUGAGUUUCUGGCGCUCGCUGCAAUUAUUCUUUGGGAAUCUGAUCUGGAAGCAGAUUUAGAUAGACAAAAUGCACAGGAGGAAGCGAUUCAGAUGAGAAAUGCUAUCAUUCGAGACUUACUUUUUUAUUAUCAAUCUAUGAAUAUAUAUGAUGACGUGGCAUUGAGGUUGGGGACGAUUCUAUCGAUUCUUCCAUCUAUACAGAGAGCCAGUCACCGGUUUCACGAGUACAUGGAGAUUAAAAACUUGCUCAAUUUGUAUGCUCUGCCUCAGAAUCUUUUUGAUAUGUUCUCGCCAGUUUCCUAA